Molecule: messenger RNA, 1516 nt
Organism: Annulohypoxylon truncatum
Lineage: Eukaryota; Fungi; Ascomycota; Sordariomycetes; Xylariales; Hypoxylaceae
Exons: 2
Coding region: 120-1271 (383 amino acids)
Biological process (GO): Golgi to plasma membrane transport; conjugation with cellular fusion
Cellular component (GO): exomer complex; trans-Golgi network
Molecular function (GO): protein dimerization activity
Source: RefSeq, a predicted model, not a curated record
CAAAUUUAUUAAACGAAAGGUACAGAUCUCUAACUUACUACCAACUACAACCAAAACUUCAUAUUUGGCUACUGGCAUUUAAUUCAUUUCGAAUUUUGCGUCCUGAUUCCUCAGUGACAAUGCUGGUCUCUCUCACCGUCGGCAAGGUCGAUGCCGGCGUAACUGUUCUGUUAACGCCCGAUAAACGUUUGAUCGAAUUCCCCUCUAUUCUCUUACCUCCCAAUAUUGUCUCGGGCUCUAUAGUCGAUAUUACCGUCGCUCGCAACAGUGACUCCGAAGCUAAAGCAGAGGCGCGAUUCUCGGCCCUCCAAGAUCAAAUCUUUUCCUCCUUUGGCGCUUCGCAGCCUAGCACACCUGUCCUCCGCUGCAGAAAUGCUACUCAGACCUCCGUAGUCCUUGAGUGGGAUCCGAUCGAACUCGCCACCGCCGACCUCAUCUCCCUUUCCCUCUACCGCAAUGGCCAAAAGGCCGGUAACAUCCCUCGGCCUUUGCAUAUGCACAGCACCAAGAUUAGUGGUCUUGCCGUCGACACGGAAUAUUCAUUCCAUCUCGUCCUGCGCACCACCGCAGGCACAUUUGCCAGCAAGCAGGUUGUCGUCCGUACUCACAAGAUGACAGACUUGAGCGGUGUCACUAUUACCACCGGCAUCCUCCCACCGUCUACGCGCGAAGAGCUCGCUAAGGCUGUCGAGCGCAUCGGCGCUAAGAUCGUCGAUGGCGUGCGCAUCGACACCACGCACUUCGUUACUACUGAAGGCCGUGGUGUACCAUGGGAGAAGGCAGUUGAGAUGAAUAUCCCUGUCGUGCGACCCGAGUGGGUCGAGGCUUGUGAGAAGAAUGGCCGUAUUCUAGGUGUCACCAAGUUUUAUUUGGAUGCACCAAGAGCCAAUAUUCCAAGCUCCGAGGAGGUGCAGAGGACGGCGUCGCCUCCCACGCCGGCACAACAAAAUCAGAAGGACCUCCCACAGACUCCAAGUCAGGCUAGAGAGAGUAAAGAAGUCGAGACGAAAAAGGAAGAGAACAAAGAGGAGGAGGAGAGCAGUGAGGAGGACGAAGAAGAAGGCGCAGGAGACGAGGAGAAGGCAAAGGCCACGGAGGAACAGAAGGUGAGGCUCGAGGAUAAGGAUACUCAAAAGGUCGCUCUGCGACCUGGCCAGCCAUCAUCACCCGAUAAAGAGACCGCCGAGGAUGCAAGCGAGGAAGGAAAUUCAGAGGAUAAGCCCGAGCCUUCACCCGGUGAUGGGGCAUCGUUCCAAGAUGUAGCGCUAUAGGCAUGAUCUACGACCCGAAGUGCUCGUUAGCAUGGAGUUUUCAGAGGUUUCCAAAAUACCCGGCCAGGUAAUAAAAAUGGCAGUUCUCAUCUUGGACUAUUCUUAUACCUGUGUACAGUAGGAAUGCGGGAAUAUGUCACAUUGACGUCUUGCAGUCACGUUUAUUCGUAUAGCUCUAGUAAUUUAGGAUGGGCUGGAAAGGUAUUUUACUCGAACCGGAUCCAACCCAGUAGGAUAAAUAAGGU